GUUUCGUCUGUGAGCCAUGGGGGUUCUUCGUGCGGCCAAACGAAAAUCAUGUGGUGUUCCGGUGUCAUUUCUAGCAUAUGUUGAGUUGGAUAGUCAUAGUAGCUUUGCUGACCAAGGAAGCUAACCCAUUUGCCACAAUUUGGACAUGAGACACCUUUCAGAAUGUGUACAUCGGUGGCCGUGUCAAUCGUUGUGUAUAUCCGACGCGGUUGCUGAAAUUGAAAUUAUAUGAUGUGCCUCUCGCUCUCAUGGUCGUGUAUUAGAUGACAGAGUCGCCCUGUGCUUCGAUUUUUGCUUCUUGUCCACUUUUAUCAUGGUCUGUGAUCAUGAUAAUUCGUGAAACACGUGUUCCGCUUCUUGUUCGUUUGUCCCUGAGCCUCUGCGCGUAGUCGAGAAUCAAUGGAUGAAAAGGAAUAACAGCAGACCGCGCACGAGCUCGAGCCAGCAAGUACGUGCGAGAAAACCGGGUGCCAAAAGCAAAGCCGUGCCUAUGCCCUCGAUGGCGCCUUCUCGCAAUGUUAGCAAAGGAGGAACACAACCGAAGAAGUCGCCUGGUGCAAAGCAGGCGGCCUACAACGACGUCGAAGAUCCGGAGGAAGGUGGGAACGAAUUGACGUCCUUUGUGGACAGUGGAACCGCGAAGGCCCCACACACCAUUGGAAAAAACCACAGUAAGAUACAAAUCAACGAUGACGAGAACGACCCGGACAAUUCGAUCAAGCAGCCGACAGAUCAUGCGGAGAAGGGCGGCACGACAGAGGAGCCCGAACCUCCAAGCAAGUUGGCGAUCAUCGGCUGUAUGUUUCUUAACUUUUGGAGCGCGAUAUCCAAGAUAAAGAAAAAAGUUCUGACGACAUCAAUGCAAUUUUAUUCGCCCUCCCUCCCUGCACGACCUGCUAAUGUUGCUAUUGCAAGACGGAGUGCGGGCCGAGGCGGCGUCCGCGUCUUGAUCUAGUUGUACAUACAGAGUUAUGAAUAUGAUGCUCCUGCUGCUAGAUAGAUGUCUAGUGCGCACAAUCGUCACUUCGACGCUACACUCAACACGGAGGGACAAAUGAUCAUCACGAUAAGAAAAUACAAGAUUUAUUGAUGUCAGCUCGAUUCGUUUUCUUGCAUACGACGUCGGAAUUAUUUGGGUCAACAAGUGGGUCAUGAAUCAUGGCUGGACCUGGACGACGCUGCUCACAUUUAGGAAUUGUAGACUCCUCCUGGUGCACAAGGGCAAGGUUUGUUGACCGACAUGAAUAAGUCGUGUAAAGAAUACCGAUGAAUAAACUGAAAUACUACGGCCUGAACGUUUCUUUUGUAUGUUUGAAGUUGGAAUACAGACUUGCAUACUCGGAGCCUGUAGUUUCGUGGCGUGCGUUCAGUAAUUUUUUUUUCGUAAAUCGCUAAACAUUUUCCCAGCACGCACUUGCCUGGAGAAGGUUUUUCGUGAAUCUUGCGGAUGCACUUCGUCGCUUCGUACAUCGGUUUGGAGAUUUCAUGGAGGUAUAAUUAUAAUUUCAUCUUCACUUACUACAUUCACCUUGAAGUGCGACCUUCCCACCUGCUGCAAUGACAUACGUCCAGUUCGCCACUUCAAUAGCACGACAAAUAGCGUACAAGCACAGUUAACGCGCAAAAAUAGCAUGAUAUUUUUUGAAUCCAAAAAACAGGCGUCUCCAACUUUUCGAACCGAAAGACACGAACCUGCGGCAGGUGGUUCCGCUUUGCGCUUCCUUCAUCGCGUUUGUGGUGUUCAACAACCUGUCGCUCCAGUAUAAUACCGUCGGUAUCUACCAGCUGCUGAAGGUCCUCAUGACCCCAGUUAUUGUCGCCCUGCAGUUCUGCAUGCACGGGACGCUUCUCACCUUCUGGCAGUCGGUGUCCCUUAUCCCGAUCUGCUGCGGGGUGGCGAUGGCAACCAUCUCCAGUCUAGAGGUGAACGGGUUCCUCGGGCUUUUUUUCGGCGCCAUGGGGAUCUUUUCGACCUCCCUCUACCAGAUUUGGGUGAAGUCCAAGCAAGCAGAUUUGCAGCUGAACCCCUUUCAGCUACUGCAUCACCAGUCCUUUCUAUCCAUGCUCAUGCUCGCACCGCUGGCAUUCUACGUGGACCGAUCGUUCCUCUUCUGCCUCCAAGACUUCGCCUUAGCGGUGCAGCCCGACCCGGUGUGCCAUGUCAAAGUCAUCCAGCCUUUGAGUAAAAAUCUCGAUCUAUUCCUUUUGAUGUCAAUUUGAAUUUUUCUAGUAUGCUGGGUAUCAGUAUGUCUGUGUCAGUGAUCGUGUGCUGUUGAUAAAGUUUGAUAUGCCUGAUGAGAAUGCGCUCAAAUAAAGUACACGUCGCAGCAUGGUCCGUCGAAAAUUUGACUUCAAUUUGGAUAAUGCUCGCACGACGUUUCACUUUCAUUACUUUACAACAGGCGAUCCGUGGUUUGUGUCGGCUGUCGGUUGCAGCUGUUUCCUAGCCUACCUGGUAAACCUGUCAACGUUUCUCGUCAUUGGAAAGACCAGCCCCGUGAGUUAUUUAUGCGAGCAAAAACCUGCGUGGAUCUGGAUGUACAUGUACUUUGCUAGUAGUAAAUCACUCUUCAUCGGGAUGAAGAUAACAAAGGUCUUGCAGUGGUCAUGUCUUUUUGUAGGUUCUUGAUUUUGACUAGACUCUGCCGCUCCCCCCGCAAGUUUUUGCAGUGAUGGUGCCAGGUUCUGGGACACUCGAAGCUAUUUGUCGUGAUGCUUUCCGCAUUCCUCAUGUUCGGAGACUUGCCCUCAUUGCAGAACUUGCUCGGGUGCGGCAUGGCUUUGGCUGGAAUUUUCUGGUACACGUGGCUGAAGAUGUAGCAAGUCCAUUCGGAAAAUGAUGAUGGACACCGGUCUCACUCAAUUAGUGAGGGAGACGAAGAAAAGAAGAGCUGCAAACACGACGACACUCUGGCAUCAUGCAAAGCACCGCGGAAAACCGCAAAGGAGAACAACGGGGAGAAUCAGAAUGAACAACCAACGACGACGUCGCGGCGCUGCUCCGCAAAGUCAUGGCUCGAUGUUGAUGAAGCGAUGCCUUGAUGAACUUGCUAGAAGACUAUCCUCGAGGACAUUACUUGGCGAACAUUACGAAGAAAUUUUUGAAUGGUGUUGGCUGCCGCGGCAGACGCAGUCGCGCUGUAAGGGGUUGGUCUCGGGCGGUCUAUUUCACGACAGAAAUAGAUUCAUAUAUGUUCAUCGCCGCAGUACCAGUAGACGAGAACUUACCUAGAUCACGCUUGGUAGAAUACAUUGAAGUUCUUCAUCAGAAUCAGCACGAGCUUCUUCCUACCAAGAAUGGUUUGAAAAGCGCACCACCAUCAAAAUGCCGGAACUACGAAAGAU
Molecule: messenger RNA, 3345 nt
Organism: Amoebophrya sp. A120
Lineage: Eukaryota; Dinophyceae; Syndiniales; Amoebophryaceae
Source: the annotation of a GenBank genome assembly